GUAUCCAUAAAGGAGUCAGAGCCACUAACGCACAAUCUCCAAAAUCCGGCUCGUGUGGUGCGUCUACAACUGAAAACUCUUCAAAUGCCAGAGAAUAGUCGUUAUAAACCGUUGAAGUCACUUUCGCAAGGUGGCAUCAUUAUGUUAAGGGACAAGAGAGCCGGUCAAGAGAAGGAGGAGAUAGUAGCUUUGGUGGCAGCUGGUGGUACGAGAGCAAACGAUGGCAAAGACUCAACUGAAGAAGCGACACCACAUGCACCGUUCGAAAUCAAUAUCGCUUCUUAUUAA
This is a messenger RNA of Anisakis simplex (herring worm), 288 nucleotides long. The record is from the annotation of a GenBank genome assembly. Lineage: Eukaryota; Metazoa; Nematoda; Chromadorea; Rhabditida; Anisakidae.